AUGCAGUCGCGCCAGAGGACGCACCAAGUGCAAAUGCAUUUUCAGCAACAGCAGCAGCCGCAGCCGCAGUCACAGUUGCAGCAAAUUCCAUCACAUCCGGAGCAGCAGCAACAGCAGCAGUUGGAAGAUGAUUCUCAAACAGUAACGCCUAAACAAGAAUAUCGAGAGCUGAAGCGACGAUUUAAAGUUCUCGUCUAUGAGAAUGAAUAUUAUCAAGAAGAACUGAGGAACUUGCAACGCAAAUUGUUGAAGCUUUCACGCGAUAAAAAUUUCUUAUUGGACAGGAUGUUAAUGUAUGAGAAUGUGGAUUCGUCCGAAGAGUCGGACAGCUCGACAAAAACUGUCGAGGAAAAAGGACCACCGAAAAAGUGA
Messenger RNA from Gongylonema pulchrum, 372 nucleotides. NCBI's taxonomy places the organism in Eukaryota, Metazoa, Nematoda, Chromadorea, Rhabditida, Gongylonematidae. The record is from the annotation of a GenBank genome assembly.